GGUUUGAUGAAUGCGUAAAGCAAGAAUUACUACUUGACGAGUUUGACUGGGAUGGCAGAGACGCUUUAUAUGCCGAAAUACCGCACUCCUGUGCCAGAGCAAGAUCCUGCCCUGGGUUCGCGAGAUAGAGUCUGGCCUUGCUGCUCCUGGAGACCCCGAUCUAGUCAUGACAGACCAGCCUGGGCUAUAUCCAGUCAAGGUCUUGCGGCCCGCCUCUUUUGCUGAGGCUGUGCUCCGACUGCUGUGUCGUGAUAUGGUUGAUAAUGAAGACCUCGAGAUGCUAUGGAGACGGAUGCUUGAUUCGAUGAAGGAAGAGGAAACCCUGUUCUCUCAGAAUCUCAGGCCUGCAUUCCAACCCGCCUGGAAUGCCCUCAUGGGACGCAGUGGCUACAUCGACCCAAUAACCGAAGUCAUUCAACUCCGCAGGGAAUUGAUCAAGGAUGAUUUCCGACCCGAUCGCCUGCCUGACGAGGCCAUUGCCGGGGGCGAGCGGUAUCAGGAAGCCACCGCAAGUAAUCGUGAGAAGCUCCUAAGGUCUUUGUGCGAUAGAGACCAAACAGUGGACCGGAAGUUUGGUUUAUGGCAUAUGAAUAAGUUUCGUCCCAUACUGGAACGCUCACCACUCCCAAUCCCAGAAGACUGUGAUCCUGUAACCGAAGGUCUUCUGGAAAAUUGGACCAGGAUCAUCCCUAUGGGAGUGUUCAAAGUCAUCGGCCCUGGAGAAGUGGUCCUCGUAGAUUGAACCGCGGGUCUUCUGCAAAAAUUGGACCAAGUUCACUUGUUGACUCUCGUCUUUCUGUUUGAUGGCAUGUUUAGUUAAUUCUCAAUCUCAUUAUUCUCUUGGC
This is a messenger RNA of Aspergillus versicolor CBS 583.65, 845 nucleotides long. RefSeq lists its product as uncharacterized. The transcript is spliced from 2 exons. The record is from RefSeq and is a predicted model, not a curated record. Bases 167 to 742 code for a protein of 191 amino acids. NCBI's taxonomy places the organism in Eukaryota, Fungi, Ascomycota, Eurotiomycetes, Eurotiales, Aspergillaceae.